CGACUCACGGACUGGCCCUGCUAGCCGACUGAACAAACACAGUGCUGUCAAAGCUGCAGCUUUUUUCUCUCCCUCCCCCUGCGUUAUCAAAAUUAAACGUCGGGACCGUGCGGAGGUGAAGCGUCGGACAGAUUGUUCGGUUCGCGCCGAAACGACGAAGCGCUGGACUGACGAGCUGUCAAGAAGACCGUUUGUCUGUCAAACGGCCCUCUUCAGUCUAUGGGCUCUCAGUCCAGUUCUGGGAUGUCUGGUGGAAGGGGCUCUUCCAGUGGCAACCCAGCUGAGCAGUCUGAAACAGGAGAAGCAAACCAGAGCAGCAGCAGCAGCAGCAGCAGCAGCCGAGGCCGCAGGACGGCUGACAGGCAGCAAGGAGACAGACAGCCAGCAUCAGAGGAGGACGUUGACUUAGCUGAAGUGCUGGCUUACCUACUGAGGAGGGGCCAGGUCAGACUGGUCCAUGGCAGUGGAGCCACAGGACUACAGCUGGUCCAGUCAUACUCUGACUCUGAUGAGGACAGCGACGGAGCGUGGGAGGGUCGGCUGGGUGAUCGCUACAAUCCUCCAGUGGACACCCAACCCGACACAUUCGAGGUGGACCGGAGUGAGAUCCGAACUCAGAUCAUGCUGGCCACCGCCUCCUUUGCCCCGAAAGGCCGACAGAGUUUCACCCACAUGCUAACAGAGAGGGAACAAGGCAGAUGUAGAGGCUCCAGUUUUUCCCAUGGAGAGUGCAGUCGUAUCCGCACACAUUUUCUGCCAAACUAUGUAUCCCACAAGGAUACAUACCAGCAGAAAGCCUUCUGUGGAGUGUACAGCGAGGAUGGCAACAUGUUUCUCUCUGCCUGCCAAGACCAGAACAUCCGCUUGUACGACACGUCAAGGGGACGCUUUCACCUACGGCGAACAGUGAAGGCUCGUGAUGUGGGCUGGAGUGUGCUGGACGUCUGCUUCACCCCUGAUGCACAACAUGUCCUCUACUCCAGCUGGUCUGACUACAUUCAUUUGUGCAGUAUAGAUGGAGACAGUGAAAACCACACCGCCCUGGACCUCAAUCCAGAUGAGAGGAGGUUCUGUGUGUUCUCACUGGCUGCGUCCACAGAUGGCAAUGAGAUCCUGGGAGGAGCAAACGAUGGCUGCCUUUACGUUUUUGAUCUCGAGCAGAACAAACGAACGUUGAAGAUUGAUGCCCACGAGGACGACGUGAAUGCGGUGGCGUUCGCCGACAGCUCAUCCCAGCUGCUCUUCUCUGGCAGCGACGAUGCACUGUGCAAGGUGUGGGACAGACGGACGCUGCGGGAGGACAGACCGCAGCCUGUCGGACAGCUGGCCGGCCACCGAGAUGGCAUCACCUUCAUCCACAGCAAGGGUGACGCACGGUAUCUGAUCAGCAACUCGAAGGACCAGUCCAUCAAGCUCUGGGACGUCAGGAAGUUCUCUCCCAAAGAGGGGUUGGCAGCGUCCCGCCUGGCUGUCACCCAGCAAAACUGGGAUUACCGCUGGCAGCAGGUUCCCCAGAGAGCCCUAAAGAGACACAAGCUGACAGGCGACACCUCGGUAAUGACCUACCGCGGUCAUGGCGUCCUGCACACCCUCAUCCGCUGCCGUUUCUCUCCAGAGUUCAGCACUGGACAGAGGUUCAUCUACUCUGGCUGCUCCACUGGCAAAAUCAUCAUUUAUGAUGUGCUGACGGGCGGCGUGGUCUCCAGGCUGUCGGGCCAUGACGCGUGCGUGAGGGAUGUCAGUUGGCACCCGUACGAGGACAACAUCAUCAGCAGCUCUUGGGAUGGAGCGGUUCGAAUGUGGGAGCACAGACAGACCCAUCCUCUAGAGGAGGAGAGAGAGAGGGAGAGAGACUGACAUCAGGUGAAAGACCUUUAGGACGGAGAAAAAAAAACAAAGGAAUAUGAUGUCAGAGGACGCGACAUCACCACAAAAGGGGCAAGGCUGGCCCUGACAGUGGGAGACGAUAAGCUCAAAAGGACUGGGACAGACUUAAAUAUCUUUUUAAAUUCAAUGCUGGAUAUUAAUGAUUACAAUUAUAGUGUGGUUGUGAAGUGUUUGGAAGGCAUUAUAGCCUUACAUUGUCAAGUGCAGAUUAGGGCACAGUGGGGAGGCCUACUCCUGUUUUUCUUUGUGUUUUCGCCUCACUGUUUUGUGCAAAAAUCAGCAGGCCAGAGCUUUUUUGAAUUUGGCCUGAAAACACUUUGCUCAAAACACAAAGCACUUACUUAAUGAGUUAAUGAAAUUUAAUGGUAAGUUAGUUACAUAAGAAUCAACUUUGUUGUUGCGGGAAGAAACAAGGAUGUUAAUGAUGAUAAUUCUGUAUAAAUGUAUAGUAUUGUAAUGAUAUGAGCGCAAUGGAGUGUAUUUAGGUGGCUGUCGGUGUGCCGAUUUGACUCAGUCUUGACCUUGCUGUUAUGAAUAACAUGAACUGUGUCCUCAUCCUUCACAGUUCAAACACCCAGUAUCUUAUUUUUGUCCAGUCUACACGAUUUUCUCAAGAUCACUACUGGCCCUGGCUAUCAUGUGACUUUUCUGAGCUUCAGUGCACCAAUUGGUCAGCUGUUCAAGGGCCACUUCAUAGCUUUGUCAGAAAUUUCCUGCAUACCCAGUAGACCUGGACGCCCAAAAGUUCUGUUUUGCUGUUUUUACUGUCAAACUCACAAUGAUUUUAUGCUAAAUCCUCUUUAGACCGCCACAAGUCUAAAGGCCCCUGAUCUUCUUAUUGAUCCUGGAUCAGCACUCAGCUCUGUAAUCACAAGCCCUGAGUCAACAGGGUGGGGGAAAAAGUCAUUUUGUUUGCCAAUGUAAACCUGUUUAAAAGAGUUGAAGGUGAACGAUAAUAUGUCGAGCACAAGACUUGGCCAAGGGUGCUGGGAUGUGUGUGUGGAUCACAGCUUACACAUUGAUCUGUAUAUGCAAUUUUCAGGUGUUUAUAUCAAAGCCCAUGUUUCACUCAGACCAUUGUUUUACAGGAACAAUAAAACCUCUCUUUAAAUGUA
This is a messenger RNA of Larimichthys crocea (large yellow croaker), 3002 nucleotides long. It is a transcript of the gene dcaf11, whose product is annotated as ddb1 and cul4 associated factor 11. NCBI's taxonomy places the organism in Eukaryota, Metazoa, Chordata, Actinopteri, Sciaenidae. The transcript has 15 exons. Gene Ontology annotation, cellular component: Cul4-RING E3 ubiquitin ligase complex. The coding region runs from base 220 to 1857 and encodes 545 amino acids. Gene Ontology annotation, molecular function: protein binding. Gene Ontology annotation, biological process: proteasome-mediated ubiquitin-dependent protein catabolic process. The record is from RefSeq and is a predicted model, not a curated record.